UACUCAAUCAUGCUGCCAGAUGAUAUUUAUGAAAGAACGAAAAUCCAGGACACUGUCUCGCUGGACAACCCAACGUACCCCUGGCCAUCAAAAGCGCAUUUCGUGACCUCUCUCCUUUUCGGCUCUCCGUGGUUGCCAUUCUCCGAUGCCCAGAAGAGGGCAGUCCUCAGUUGGGCGCGAGAGCUCGGUGCUCGAGACGUCCCGUCCCUUGGCGCCAUCAAGAAAUCCCAUAAAUAUCUGGAUGCGCUUGUCGGUGAUCCGACAGAGAAGGUGACAGCGUGUUCUGGGAAUGUCUUUUUUAUUAACGAUGUUGCGAAAUCAAUCGCAAAGGACUACGCAAAUCCGCUGACGCGUUUUGCGAUGGAAGACUAUCCAGAAGAUAGCGGCGCGGGAAUGUCUCAAGUUUUUAAUGGCAAAAAGAUGUUGCUUGAUCUGCCCUCGCCGCCUGCGGCUCGGGUGAACGGAAUAAUUUACUUCACAGGUGAACUAUUACAAGACGAUUCUGGAGGGUAUUUCAUACCGGAACGCUUCUUUCAUGCCUCGCUGCCCGCAGAUUCGAGUGACGGAGACUCUGAACCGUGCGAGCAGUCAGAAGGUAAGGCCUUAUAUGCGCUCGGGCGGGUGGUUGAAAGAACAGAUGCCGGAUUUAUCGUCAACGAGGAACGCGAGAUUAUUCCGACGCACAUGUUCAUGCGGUCAUUUGAAGAGAUCGCUGCAAAUCGAGGCGAGCUCGAUUGUGGCCUUACGCCUUCGUCGGUCAAAUAUGCCUCACUCUCCCCGAAUCCAUUGCGCGAGAAGUCUAAUGGCCGGAUGGUCCACACAGUUCCCCUCCUCAUUUGUAUGGACGACGUUUCCGGCAAUGUUUCCAAGCAGUGGAAUAAACACCAUGCUAUUUACAUGUCGAAUGCAAACUUACCACGCGAGAUGCUCGAAAAAGAGUUCUUCGUACGAUUUGUCACAUCUUCACCGCACGCCGCUCCAAUGGAACUGAUGCGGGCCAUGAAGGACUCUAUAUGUAAUGCUGCUGAAUCCGGCAUCAUUGCGUGGGAUUGUAAAUACGAGGAAGAGGUUUUCUUGAUUCCAUAUGGGCUUUUCCUCGCUGGAGACAACCCCAUGCAAGCGGAGGAAUGUAGCCACGCCGGCUUAAAUUGUAACUAUUUUUGUAGGACUUGCGAGGUUGGUGGGACGAAAGAUUAUAAGGCAUCUGCCGUUGGGUAUAGCAGCCUUUUCACGCCAGGCAAUUUACGAACCCCCGAAAAUACGAUGACGGAGAUCCAACAACAGUUCGAGAUCGUGUUGAAGUCAGGAGCCUCGGAGAAGCUCAAGAACUCAGUCUCGUCAACUGGUGUUCGCGAUUCCGCUUCCAGUUCGAUCCUCAAUACGUUAGUGGAACUCGGAAAGAAGCUUCGAAAGCGCGCAGCUGGCACCCAAGCAAUGCCUGAAGCUGAAGUCGCAGCGGUCCUCGAGAAAGAGUUUGUAGAACUUUUACAAGGUGACAAGCUCGACAACGUUAUCAACCCAUUGUUGGGGAUGGAAGCAGGCCUCAAUAUGCACAUGGACACUCCGACAGAAAUUCUGCACACAAUACUCCUCGGCAUCGUCAAAUAUUUUUGGGGCCAAACUGUAUUUUUGCUUGAUAAGGCAAAGCUCAUGGGCAUGUUUCAGAUCCGUCUCGAGUCCGUCGAUACUGACGGACUCAAUGCUCCGUGCUUGAACGCAGACUACGUCUGCCAUUACAAAGGUAGUUUGAUAGGGAAACAUUUCAAAAGUUUGGCGCAAGUGAUGCCGUUUUUGAUUUAUGAUCUCAUCCCAUCGACUGUUCUCAACGCAUGGACCGUGAUAGGCGAACUGGUCGUACUCGUCUGGCACACAAAUAUUGUGAAUACAGAAGUUUAUCUUGCCAACUUAUCUCGAACGAUUCAAGAUUUUCUAAACGUCACAGCGCAGUGCGCGCCCAGCAUCAUUAUAAGCAAGCCCAAAUUUCAUUUUUUGACUCACCUUCCAGCAUAUAUUCGACGUUUUGGGCCAGCGGUCAUAUUUUCGACUGAACGGUACGAAUCCUUCAACCACGUCUUUCGUUUGUCGUGUGUGUACAGUAAUCGCCAAGCGCCAAGCCGCGAUACUUGCCGUAUUUUCGCUCAUCAAGAUGCCAUCAAGCACAUCGUCACUGGCGGGUAUUGGUAUGAUGACAAGGCCUCGAGGUGGGUACGAGGAGGAGCACAAAUUCUAGGGUAUCUUGAUGAACACCCAGAGCAAGCACAAUUGCUCGGGUUGUCAGCCUUCAAUUGCCGCGCUCCAAUACCUGUUCAGACUACUCUCGGCGCUAAUGGAAAAAUGGCAAGAGAUGGCGCAAUGGCCUGGAAAGAAACUCGUUGCUGGAAGAUCCUAAAGACCGUGCAGCCCGGUGUUGUCUACCAUCAAGGCAAAUCAGUUGUAGCACGGGAAGGGGAUGUCGCACAUCUGAACAGCCAUGUGAUCUUCCGCCGAGAUUCAGAUGGACAGACGUGUGUUGGACGCGUUUGCGAAAUCCUUUUAUCAUUCGAGAAUCCCAACACCGUUGUUCACGUUGGACUCCAGAUCUUUUCGUUUGCGGACACUUUACAUCAUUCCGUCCAUCUACCCUGUCUGAAUCUGACCGAUGACGAGGUUGUCACAACGGCGGCGAAUAUUAUAUGCGUUAUCAAUCUCCAGCACAACUGUCUUGAUUCACAGUGUACAGAUACCCUCCAGCAACCUGUGCGCCAAGAACGGCUUGAAACACGUCGUACGAAACCUAUCAUUCAGCACAAGUCGACCCCACACUACUUCAUCAACGCCUAUUCGAUUCAUCAUUACGAUCAUAUCCACCUUGUAAUCCCUGAGGCGCUCCGUGAAUCACCCCUGAGAGUCACGAACGUGGCAGAGGUUCGGCAAAUGGCUGUACAGCAUAUGCAGCAAAAGAAGGCUUCGAAAAAAGCCGGUGACACUGACCACGCAGAAAACGAU
Molecule: messenger RNA, 2985 nt
Organism: Suillus clintonianus
Lineage: Eukaryota; Fungi; Basidiomycota; Agaricomycetes; Boletales; Suillaceae
Exons: 12
Source: RefSeq, a predicted model, not a curated record